Messenger RNA from Porites evermanni, 16880 nucleotides. The record is from the annotation of a GenBank genome assembly. NCBI's taxonomy places the organism in Eukaryota, Metazoa, Cnidaria, Anthozoa, Scleractinia, Poritidae.
UCAAGUAGAGUGAAAAUCUUUACAUUAUAGUGGAAAGUAAAUAUGGUGAAGACGAAAGCGCCCCAGGAAAAGAACAUUCAAGUGGUCGUACGGUGUCGGUGAGUUGCACACAAAGACGAUGGCCGUGAUAAAUUUUGCUACGUUUUUCUCUUCUGUCAAUCGUGCGAUCGAUUGAGCAAGAAAAGAGCUUAAGUUUAGAAUAUUUAUGAUUUUAGUCAUUCAAUUGCGUAUCAUUUCUAACUUUUCGGCGGGAUGUACAGAGGGUUACAGUAGGGAUAGUUUUUAAUAUGGGAAUGUCGCUUUAUGACCGGCGAUAUGAGGAAAAAAUUAAAUAUGGCGAGUCAAUCUUAUAGUUCGAAAAAUAUUGCGACCUUCCUCUGAGAACUCAAUUUGUGAAGAAACGCUGAUCUGUGAAUGGUAAUGUAGUAUUCUUUAUUAUUUCAUUUAAGACGUGCCUCAUGUACAGUUAUGAAAGUGUGGUAAUAGCAACCUUUAAUUCAUAUAAUCUGUUAUCUCAAACCAUAUGUACCUGCAAUGAUUCAUGUGAUAUGCAUCCAAAUUCCUGUCAUGAUAUAAACUGUGCAGGGUGUUAUGCCACUUAAUGACAUACUGUACACUGUAAACCUCAUUGUGUGAUUUCUUGUAUUUUCCUUGACAUAAGACCAAACUAUAAAGUUUGCUUUUAUUUUAUAGACCUCGUAAUUCAAAAGAAAUCAAAGAAGGCUCGCCAUCUGUGGUCAAAUGCCAGCCAUCCAAACGGGAAAUUGUUGUUAAACAUGACAUUGGUAACACCACUUCUGUGUCAACAACAACAAAAACAUUCACAUUUGAUCGAGUAUUUGCCCCUGAAACUAAACAGAUUGAUGUUUAUCGCUCUGUUGUGGUGCCAAUUUUGGAUGAAGUUUUGAUGGGAUACAACUGUACAAUCUUUGCGUAAGUAUGAAAGAAUUACUAAGACAGUCGCUUCUACAUGUAAAUUAUGUCAUGUUGCAGGGCUGUGCAGUCAUGCUCAUGACCUUAAGUAACUGCUUGUGAUUUGACAGCAUUCAUGUGUUAUGAAUGUUGUCAACAAAUACUGUUCUUAAUACUGUAUAGAAGGGGGGGCCUAAUCACUGUGACCAGCCAAUCCCUAGACAGUAAUUAAUUGAUUCCAUAGCUGGCAAUCCCCAUGCAUUUGUGAUUCUGUACCACAUCAUUUAUAUCACUCGACAAGAGUAGCAGCAGUAACAUCUUUCGUGUUAUCAUAGUUAUGGCCAGACGGGAACAGGUAAAACAUACACGAUGGAAGGAGAGAGAAGUCAGGAAGAUUGCUCUUGGGAGGAGGUAUGUGAUUUGACUGUGAAAUCGUCACCACAUCUGGACUUCAAAACCUGGCUUUGUUUAUCUCUAAAGUGUUGUUAAUUUUUACCAUUGUUUACCUUAGGAUCCUUCAGCUGGAAUAAUUCCACGCACCAUGCAUCAGUUGUUGGAAAAACUCAACAGCCAAACAGUGAGUUUAUUUAUCAAGUUACACACCUACAUAUGGCAGUGAAAAUGCUGAAAGAAUCAUGGCAGCUUGGAGAUGAAAGCAAAAUAAUAAUUUAAUCUCAUGGUACUGGUAUUAUUGAAGGCUUCUUUUCACUAGCAAUGGACUCAGAAAACUCAGAAGCAUUGGGCAUUAUGAUUUUGUGAAAACAGUGUUAUGAUUCCGCUUACCUGCUAGCAAAAGAACUGAGAAUCAAUCACAAAUUGUUGGAUCCUGCAUGCAGCCUUGUGAUCAGUUCACCCUUCCACUUUUGCCUCCAACUCCGACAAAAAAGGUUUUUACCAUGAAUCCUGUUGCUGAGGACUACUGAGUCAUAAGAGGGGUCACUGAACAAAAUGAUGGAUUUUGGCUACAUGUAGGUCAUAAUAGCAGUGCUGUUUGUGACUCUGUUUUCUUUCGGGCUUUGUUACCUUGUUUAAAAUAAAAAUUAUUAUUGUAGGUCAAAUUUAAGUGUACUGUUAUUUUGACAGGCAAUACAAUUGAUGUUAAUUUGUGUUUCAGGAUUGUGAAUUCUCUGUCAGGGUGUCAUUUUUAGAAAUUUACAAUGAAGAGCUCUUUGAUUUACUGAGCCCAAGUUUGGACAAUCAAAAAAUGCGUCUUUUUGAGGAUUCCACUCGCAAGGUAAGACUUGCAGGAACAAUGAUCAACGACUAGGGCUUUCCAAAAAGAAUUCACCUGCAAAACCCUAGAGUUGUUCAAACACUAGUCAGCCCAGCCUCAUAUCCUGACAAAUGUGUAACAGCAAGCACAGGGUAUGAGUUGUCAUUGCAACUAAUCCCAACUAAUCCCAGAUAAUACUGACAAAAAAUUAUUAUUGUCAGUGCCAAUGUUGUUCUUCUAAUAAUUUGGGUUAGGGUGCAACAAAAGUCAUGUGACCCAUUAUUGCAUUGCAUUUGCAUUUGGGCUAGUGGAUUGUGUGCUUUACAAUUACUAGCCCGACGGGCAAGUGAAAGUCUUCGGGGAAAUUUUUCAAAUGGCCACAUAGAAUUUCAGUCAAAAGUUACUCAAUUCUGGUAAAAACCUGCAAACAAAAAAUCUCGGGCUAGCUGAAAUGGUGUUCGGGCGAGUACAUGCUAGUUACAAGUUUCCUGGAGGGCGGGCUGUUAAAAUGAUUUUCAUUGCACUGUGAUUUGAGUCCCAUUUUAGUUUAUAGUUUGGUUCUUUUUGGCUAGAUAAAGAUCAGAAAACAGCUACACUAUUAAACUUGAGUUAAAAGGCAUUUUUUGGCAAAAUUUCCUGUGGUGAAUGGUUAAAGACAAAUUGCUGGUUACUCUUGUCCUUUUGUUCUCACGGGACUGAGUACUCCAUCCAGCCUAAACAUUAAUGCUGUUAACUGUGCAUUUUAGGGUUCAGUCGUCAUACAAGGACUAGAGGAACUGGUGGUCCAUGAUAAAGAUGAUGUGUAUAAUAUUCUUGAGAGAGGCCGAGCUAAGAGGCAGACGGCUGCCACUCUAAUGAAUGCACAUUCUAGGUAAAGUAAUGACAAUGAGGGACGGCAUGUUUUAAACUCAUCACCAAUGUAUAGGUUAAGUGCCUGGUCAAACUGAGACAGCUGCAGGCGAGUGUGGCAGGUAACAAUUUUUUGGGCAUUAUAACCCUGUGAGAGGCAACCAACAGGUACCAUCACACUGUCACACGGAGGUUCUCAGUGGAGAGAAUUGCAGAUACUUUUACAAGGGAUGUCUAGAAGGAAGAGGGGACUGGUAGCAAAAACAGCUAAUAAAAGUGACUAAACAUUAAGGCAACAUGAUUGAAAUGGUUGACCUCAGCAAAAGCACUGUCUGUAAAAUUACAAGAGCCCUGCAAAUGCCCAGAGACUGCCCUACAUAUGAUUAAUGAUGGAGACUGCCAGCCAGCAGUGUCUCUUGUUUAACCUCUCCCAAAUUACAUUUAUAUAGCCACAUCAUACAGUAAAACUGAAUUCGUUUAAGGUGAACCUAAAGGCAUUCUCUGAUUGUUUCUUUGAGCAGUUUACAAUGUAAGAUUUGACUCAGCCGUAAUUUAUGUACAGACCAUACACAGAAUAAUCUGUUAUGUGUCUUUUUUCCAGUCGUUCUCAUUCACUGUUCUCGGUGACCAUUCACAUCAAAGAGAAUUCUGUCAGUGGUGAAGAACUAUUGAAAAUUGGCAAAUUGAAUUUGGUAAGCCUUGAUUGCCCUUGUUUACAUGCAGAAUUAAAAUCUAACCUAAUAGAUGUUUGUAAUUAUAAAUUACUUUUAGCUUGCUUUUGUGCAAGAUUAAAUGUAUCAAUACCACAUUAAUACUUUCUCUUUAAAUAACUGGAUGAUUAGAAAAAUCAAAAUUCUUCAAAGACACUAUCUUGCUACUCUGCAAAAGUGAAAGAGAAGUUGUAGAAAAAAUGUGGAUAACAAUAGGACUUUGAGCAGAAUAGAUUUUACUCUAAUCCUACAGAAUACACUUGCAACUUGUUUGUCAUUUUGUUCAGGUUGAUUUAGCAGGAAGUGAGAAUGUUGGCCGAUCAGGUGCUGUGGACAAACGACUCAGAGAAGCUGGUAGGAAAUUUUAUGAAUAGCUUGUUGAUGUAUUUAAUUUUUCAUCACAUAACUCAGAGAGCUGCUGUGAAGGAGAUUGACUGAUCGAGGCAAAAAACUGAAACGUACAGUGCAGAGUCUUUAGCAAAGAGAUUUGUUUUUUUUACAUGCAUUUAUUGACAGGCACAAUCAAUCAGAGUUUGCUGACGCUUGGAAGAGUGAUCACAUCACUAGUAGAAAGAGCGCCUCACAUACCUUACAGGUACUCCCUAUGUAAACUUUAAUUCAAUACUUUCAAUUUUAUAUGCAUAAAAAUGAAUGUAUAAAUAAACUAGAUUUAAAAACAGUGCUCUUGCAAGUAUUUGUUCUAAGUGUUGAAAAUAUAAUGAGCCAUUUGAAAAAGCAAGUUUUUAGCAUGGAUCCAGAUGUUAUCUGUGAUUUCAAACUCACUAACUGCCUAAUAGCAUGUUUAAAGAUUUCAAUGUUUAUUAUUAUUUAACUGAUUAGAAAUAAAAAAAAUUUCAUUAAAUGAAAAUUUAUCUUUUUGAAUUUAUCUUUUAAUUACAGAGAAAGUAAACUUACCCGGCUGCUGCAAGAUUCUCUUGGAGGACGAACAAAGACCUCAAUAAUUGCCACCAUCUCACCAGCCCUUUGUAACUUGGAGGUGUGCUACAGAAUUAGCUUCUAAGUUAUGAAAUUGUCUUUUUUCACAAUACUUUAAGUUGCUUUAUUUAUAUGCAGUGUGAUUGUUAUAGUAAAAUUUUGACUAACUGUUUUGGGUUUAUGUGUUAUUGUUACAGGAAACACUCAGCACUCUUGACUAUGCUCAUAGAGCAAAGAACAUCUUAAACAGACCUGAAGUCAACCAGAAGCUAACCAAGAAAACUCUGAUCAAGGUAAACCAUGAUCUUCUGAAUUCAUUGGUCUCACAGUUUUGUUUUGACCAUGAAAUGGAAUGCAGUGAUUCUUAAAAUAAUAUAAAAUACCACUAUUAAGACAUGUCAUGUCUAAUAUAUACCCUCUUGAAAGACUGUAUUUACAACGUGAUCAGGGCUGCUACAGCCCUGUGUGAUAUUUGAACCCCUCUUUUUAUGAAAACCACGCCUAACAUAACCAUAUUCAGCAGACACAUUUUCUCAUGUUUUGGCACGUCUCAUAUAUCAAUGGAAUGUAAUGAUGAGAUAGAUAUGAUUUUUGGAUUUCAGGAGUACACUGAAGAAAUUGAGAAGCUUAAAAAGGACCUCUUGGCUGCAAGAGAGAAAAAUGGCAUUUAUAUUGCUGAGGAAAAUUACCAGUAUGUUUUCUUUAAUCAAUGGGUUUAUGACAAUACAUUAGACAGUAUUAUUUUUAAGUAAGUCAAUAGUCUUCAUCUCUCCAAAGUAGAUAGCAUCAGAGCAGGGCUGCAAAUAUGUUUUUUUUGAAAGGACAUCAUGUCCUACUAAGACACCAUCUGGAUCGGAUAAAACAAAUUUUUGGUCUGAAAUCGCCACAAAAAAGGUUUGAACAAAAGCAUCAUGCCACCUUUUGGGUAAAACAGAAGAUAUACUAUGCUAAUGUAGAAUUCCGGAAAUUUCCGUGUGUACGUCAAAUGGAACUGGGACCAUUUCAGUUUUGUCCGACCAGAAUAUUCAAGACCAGCUUUGAAGGUGGUCUACGUUAACCGGUCCGGUUAUCUCCGUCCGUCGGGCCGAAAUGUCCCUUUCCAUUUGACAAAAUUGUUGUCCCCAGUACCGCUCUUUUGUAUCCUGCUUACAAGAACAAUAACCAAACGCGAGGAGGCUUGUGUCGGGUCUAUAAAAAUUCAAAUUUUUGUUGAAUGGAAACCGCCCACUAUUUUGAAAAAAAAGGAGCAGUCUCCCAGAUAAAAAAAGACGAUAUGAAUCAAUCUUUCUUUUAUUUGAUACAGUGCCAUGCAGCAAGAAAUCAAAUCUCAACAUGAGCUGAUUGCUGAAAAAGAAGCUAAAAUCACAGCUCUUGAGGACGAAAUGAGAAAGUUAACCGACCUUUUUACAGACACACAACAAGAACUUGAAGAAAGAUGCGUGGAGUUGGUUGAAAAAGAAACUCAGCUAAGCAAGACAAGUCUUAAACUGCAGCAAACUAAAUGUACGCUUAAAACAACAGUCGCUAAAAGAGAUGAGAAUCAGUUCCUCGUGGAUGAACAUAGCAGAAACGAACGGAAAUUGCAUUCGCAAGCUGAAAACCUUCUGUCUGUUGUUAAAGACACGGUGUCUCAUGUGGAUGGACUUCACUCAAAACUUGAUCGCAAGCAUAGUGUUGAGGCUCACAACUCAAAUGCUCGAAAUUCGUUCGGAACUGACUGCAAGGGAAUGGUUAAAGCAGUCAUGAAGAAUCUGAACCAUUUCCAAGGAGAAAAUGUCGUCUUCUUUGAUGCAAUGAAGAAAACAUUAGGUAAGAUGACAUACUAAAACCGUGAAGAAUUUAUUGAUGUCGUUCUCUCAAAGGCGUCAAUAAAAUUCGGUGGCUCGUACCGUAUGGAAUCAAUCGCUGUAACUCACCAUGGUUCGUAAGUCUUGAAAAGGUCUUGAAUUUUACUAGUCAUCUUGAAAAGUCCUUGAAUUCGGUUUAGGUCCUUGAAAAGUACUUGAUUUCUUUAGUAGGUCUUGGAAAGUCCUUGAAAUUCACAACCAUGUCUAAAAAAUUAGAUUAAUUAGAUUAUUAAAAUAAGAUUAUUUUGCCAAGGAAAAUUUGGCUCAUCCUUGGUGUAACAACCCGUAAAACUCAGGUGUAACGUAAAAGCGGUUGUGUUCAUGAGCAAUAUUUUAUUUCUGUUUCUUUAUUUCAAAUGUUGUUUCUGUACCUUAGAUGCAAUUGCAAGUCAUACCCAGUCGUUGUGGAAAGUAGUAUGAAAUAAUGUGAUCAACGAUGGCUGAAGAAGUACAAAUCAUAAAUGACUCCAUGACCUGUUUUAGCCAAUAGGGUGAUCAAAGGGGGUUAAAGAAUGCCGAUUUAUUAUUCCUUCAAAAUCCUUGAAAAGUCCUUGAAAUUCGUUUGUUUGAAGUUGUACGAACCAUGCUCACUAAAAAAUGGCAAAAGGUUAUGGAUAGGAAUCCGGUCCGAUCCUGGUUUUGUCAACGGUUUUUCACAUGGUAUUCGGAGACCAUUUUGUGCCAUAAAAACUUGAGAGAAUUUUACCCUGUAAAAUAUAACUGAGUGUCCCGAAAAUUUGUGGACAAAUUCAAAUGUUGAUUUAAGAUGUUUCCUUUUUGUUGUUGUUCUGGUUGUUUUAUUGAACAGAGAACCUUGUUUCAAAGAAAAAAGAAGAAUCCCAGAAACUUGAGCAACAAGUUCAAAUGUUCACGGAUAGCGUGGCUUCUCAAAUGCAAGAAAUCUCUUUCAGAGAUCAGGUAGUUUUUACUGAUUGUUUAAUUAAGGUUCACGCUCUAAGUCUAAAUAACCCUGUUUAGUAAAUAUAUUUUUUUGCCUUUUUCUUAUUGUUAACAGUGAUGUUUACAUGAUGGUACGGGAUAGUCACAGGUGUUUAAGGCAUUUUGUUCUUUCAUUUUUAGGAGCAAGUUGAUGCUAACGCCACAUUGUACAGCACCAGUUCCAGUAUAAAUCAAGAUAAAAAGGUGCCAUUACCGUUUGUGCAUGUUUUUCUGGAGGCUGCUGUAAACUACCGUUGAAUACUGAGAUGACGAAGUUCUCAGGGACUCGUAAAAUAUGCUUGUUAUGACGGGUAUAUCUUUUAGCCGGGUGUUUUUUAGGGCGAAGAGUGCGGUGCACGCCUUUGAUGCUAUCCUUGCGACCACACUCGCAUGCGACCAGCUUUAGUUUAAUACUAACAGCAUUAUGGAACCCCGUUUGAACCGUGACUUAAGCUGUGUGAAGAAGAGACCAGAAAAGGGCGCGGCUGUCUUUAAAAGGCGUUAUUCGGCUAAAAGCUCUCGUAUAGACGACUACUCUCGAUAAAGUUUAUGUUUUGGUCGCUUACUAAAGCUUUGAUUCUAUAAUUAAUCAUUCCUGGGUCAUUGUUAUAAUUUAUUGGGUCACCUCUGAAGUUCUUAAACUAAGACAUAAAAUUCUAAUGGUUUUGAUGUUAUAUUUCCCAGGAGAACAUUUCUUCAAGUUUAAAUACACUAAGGAAUGAGGAGUUUCUCCCAAAAAUGAGAGCUCUUGAAAAUUCCGUGCAGUCAAUGACGAAUUUUCAGGAGCAGCUUAUGGUCUUCUUCACUGAUAAGGUGAAUGCUUAAUUUUCUGCUGAACAUAUUUACAUGUAAAAAGGCUGAAUUUUGCCCUUUUGACCGGAUUUACUAUUACAUGAGUUUUUGCAGUUCUUUUAAUUUGAUUUUACGAUUUUAUAUAAUGCACAUUUCGCGCUUCUUUCAGAAUUUCACUACAGCUGUACAAGCUAGUAAAGCUUAAAAUUUCUCGUUUUUGAAAAAUCGCGUAAGAAUUUAAAACGAAAGGUACAUUGUAUUUUAAAGCUUCAUUCUAUUUUGCUGGUCGGAUAAGCGUUCAAAAUUUAUUUUGCUUUCUAAAAAUUCAUAACGCUUUGUGAUUUUUUAGAUGAAUCAGUUUUCUUCAAUGGUCAAAACCUUUGUGGAGGGUCAGGGAUCAAUGAUCGACAGUUUAGAAGAAAUGAUUGACAGGCAGUCUCAGGAACAGGUAAGUCAAAUUUUGUUUGAAUCUCUUUGGCGAAACCUUCUUUAUGUACGUUGUACAAUGCACCUUGAAACACAAUAGGUGUAAUGGGAACCAAAGAAGAUUCGAAAACCGUGAUAGGAAACAUUAAGCGGCAUCUAUGUUAUCCAUUCACUAGCAUUAUUGUAAGUAUCUCCAGUCUUUAAAAAGGUCUCGCAUUUUUACAAGAUUGCAGCGAAAGGUUUACCCGAAAUAUUAAUAAAAAUAACCGUUUAAAGUCAACUUUCUGUGAGACAGACAUAUUUGUAAAGGCCAAUUACAAAUUCCUGAGACUGUACAUUCAACUUCCGUCACGUUUGGCAUGUCACUGACAUCAUCGUUUUUUUUUCUAUCCCAGCGAAAGCCAUGCAUUUACUUUUAAGUCAAAGUGAUCGACACUCACUACCAGUUAAAAUUAAACAGCUCGACCUUAAUGCACUCAGAAUGAAAUAAAUCCUUCAUGCAUUAUUGAGAUGUCUCUUUUUUUAAAGGCCCAAGCUUAUGGAGACAUCGUCACUCACACAGAUUCUGUUAUGACCAACCAGAAAGUCUUAAUAAAGGUAAUGCAUGUGAAGUGCUCUUCCUUUGUGAUUGCUAAUAAAUUGUAGCUUGCAUGGAAAUGCAUAGUGUAGUUUCACAAGACUCGCACAAUGGAAGUGAGCCUGCUCGCAGGCUAUCCUCGAUAAGUCAUCGUUUAUGAGCGGAUUUUGUUUUCUAUGUUUUCAAAGGAACUACAGCAGACGUUUUUCAAAGAAGUGAUGUCAUUAUUUCAGGACCUGGUGGAUCAACAGACUGAUAAACUAACAACUGAUACUGGAAAGGUGAAUGGCAGAAAAACCGAACCCAAGUUGUACUAUUUGUGUCAAUAUUCUUUUGAUUCAAGCUGAAUCUUGAUCUACUUUACGUGUAGAACACUUCAAAAUUCUCAAAAGUCCGAGCGUCAAUUAAAAACAGAAACUAUCCUCAGAAAAUUGCCAGGCGGUGUGCGUCACGGCCCACAAAGGUUCAUGGGUAAAACUGUUACUGUGCCUCAUUUCAAUCGUGACACGGUCGAGUUCGCGUCUCGUAAGAGAAAUGAAUCAAACCCAGGGAUCAAAACACUGCUGCCUUUUCCGAAAAACAUUACUGAAGAGAGCGAUUUCGAGAAUUUUCAAGAGCUCAUAGUGGCCUUAGAUGCUUGCUAUUGGCUUCAUAAGGCAAUUUCAAGAAGUUUAUCGCGAUUCGGAGACGAUCGUGCGAUCGAGCCGACUUUGAGCGGCGACUAAUUUCCUGCUUCUCCUAAGAUUUUAUGUACUGUUUGGUUUAUAUGUAGGUUUUUAUCUCAUAGUGAAAGAGAUCUGUAGUUCAUACCUGGAUUUGCUUAACUAAAAAAAAAUUCGUCCAUUAGAAGUGUUUAUAUAUUUGAUGGACUUUGUUACCGGCAUUAAGCAGGGGGAGCGCGUGCAAACAGCAAGGUGAGAAAUCGUCUCUCAUAACAAUUUUAUUUUCAUCGACAAGUUUAUAUUAUUUUGAAAACAGUGCCCGUUUGAAAUCCUUAUGCGCAAAUAAAUCUUCUAUCAGGCAAGGGGAAAACAGACCGAAAGAGCCGAACAGCUGCAGCACAAUCGGAAUUUCACCGAAGCUACAGCCGCAGAAAUAAACAGUGAAAUAAACCACGAUCUUGUCUGUGCGGUCAUAUUGAAGUGAGCGCAGUAUAUCGAUCUUGUUAUAAAGUAAAACCUAACCUCACAGUUUUAAAAUCCUGUAUGGUGUUGUCUGGAUCUUCGAUAAUGGUUUUGUGUUUUGGUAAAGAUUUAUAACAAUUUAUUCCCUCACAUAAAUUUACACAAAGAUUUGCAUACACGUAGCACACACCGCAUGCAAAUUAUUUUAAAGUCACGCUUUCAGUUUCCGCACUGGGUUAUGAAAAAUGUUUUUUUUCCAAAGGUUAUUACAAUAUUCAAACUUAUUUACCUUUUGUGCUUAAAAUAGAGCAAACUCUUCCUGGAUUUGGCGUUACUCGCUUCACGUGGGCUUCCGCUUCGGCAUAUUUUCUCAGCCCGUUUCCCGGGAGUUGUGCCAUUUGGCUGAGACGAUGUCUUAAUUCCAAGACACUUUCAACGGCUCAUAACGGGAAAACUAACAGGGGUAGACCCGGGUAGACCCCGAAAUUUGCAAAGAAGAAAGGCUGAAGUAACAAGAUGGCCAAAAUAAUUCGAUAAAACCGCUAACAGUAACCAGCAAUAAAUCCAAGAAGAACGGCAAAAACAACACUCAAAUCAUCAUGGCGGCCUGCACAUGACCGAGCAAUUCAAACUUGUCACAAACGCUCAAGAAAGCAAAAUAUUUAAAAGUAACGCAACUGCUCUCACGAUGAAGUGUUCCAACAACUUUUCACGGCGGUAUAGUGUCGAAAUUACCAACACAAGCUUAAAAUAAAGCGAAAAUUUCACCACGUAUACCUCUGAAAACAGCUCUUUCAGAGCGCGAAAAACACUCUACAAAUGACGCAUUCUGAUUGGUCGAAUCUCGUGACGCACACCGCCUGGAAAAUUGCCGUAGUCAAGCAAAUCAUCGUCAUUGUAAUUGCAUGCAAAUUUUUCUCCCUUUUCGUUAGCCGAGGGUCCGCCAUGUGUUCUUAACAUGUGACCUGCAAACAUUGUUCUGCUCAUGCGCAAUGCCGUCCAACUAAUAUUCUGCUCAUGCGUGAAUGAAACCACUCUUUUCUCCUUCUUGCGUCGCUUUGCGUGAAAAUGGCAAAGUAGCAGAUAUUCAUUUUUAAAAAAAACUCGGCGACCGAAUUUAACUCGGUCUUCGCAAAAUAUCGUGAUUUGUUACUAACUGGUAGAUCACGAUAUUUUUGCUCGACCUCGUGCAGUAAUUGUUAAUCAUGCAUCGAACGACAUUUAGAUUCAAACCUGUCGUCGUCUGCAUGAGUAUUGUUUUACCAUUUAUGAACUACUUACCAAUUUAUGAACGCUGCGGUCGCCUCGGAAACAGCAGAAACCUUGUGAACUUUUCAUAUUCUUCUUAUCAUGCCAUGACGGUGUAGAAACCAUCCAAAAUGGCACACAAAAUCAGAUUCAGUUUAAGAAGAUACUUAUUUUUUACGGUUACAUUUUUCAUUUUGAGCGGUUCUUAACAUGAUUUUUGUUUUUAUGUUUACUGGUCGGAGUGGGAUGUUUUUUAUCUCCCGAAGAGAGAUGUUUCCAAAGUUAUUUUAUAUAUAUAUGUUUUUAUGAGUACUCAAUUCUUUAUUUCAUUUAAAGCUGAAAGAAGUCACGACAGAAGCUCUUAAAGGUGCGGAAUCAACACGUACAAAUCUAAGAAGGUUAGAAGAAAGUUCGGAUUUUUAAAGUUUAUGGUUUAUAAACUAGCAAAGUAUCCAUUCAAUCUAACUUGGAAUCUUGUUUUUAUGUUAGUUACUGUGAUUCUUUGAAGAAUUGCGCCUCCCAGUUCUCUGAAAACUGCGUUCAAACUGUCAACGACAACAACAGUGAGGCACAAUCCAAAUUCCAACAGGUAUGAAACAUUUAUGAAGUUAAUAGUUAGUUAAUAGUUUUUUGGGGUGAUCAUAGAAGUACGCGUGAAUAGUAAAACGAAAGGUCUGGAGCGUGGAAGAAAACGGAGAGCUAGACUGUGGAGAGAUGCUCGCACACUUCGCGGGUCUGACACUCGCACGCCGCAUCGGCGCUUCGUGCGUUUUAAAAAACGAUUUUGAAAACAAAAAACCGACUGUAUUGUUGUCUAUGGUUGAGAGAAGGAAUGACUCUCUAAGAUGUUAGUCGUUAAGAAGAAUAAGCAUGCUUUUACAUACCAAAAUUCUGAAAACUUGAUGAGUUGUAUUUACCCUAAAUGUUUGAUGGCCAUUAAGAAAGCCUUAUUUUUGGUUUCAGUUGUUAGGAGCUAUGAUAUGAUAGCACUAUACAUGUCCGCUGAAUAAAUAUUAUCGCCUGAAUAGCGAUUUAUUAUCAUCCAACCUGUUGACAAUGUAGUUCCAUAAUUUAAGCAGAUUAACCUGAUGUUGCAACUGCUUAACCCAAAUGGCCUCGUCUAAACAUGUAUUUAACUAAGAGUAUUGACGAGGUUUUCCUCUCUAGGGCGCGGAGCAGUUGCAGGCGACCGCAAAUCUUCAUAAAGAAGUCGAGGUGGAUGUUGUUAAUGCUUCUCACAAAGUUGACGAGGUAUGUGAGAACUCAGUCCGGCAAUGCUCCAAAAACUAUUGCUUCUUUGGUUCACAUGUAUCAGAUAGCCGCAUAGGGUAUCAUGUUAAGAUUGUUCGUUAAGAUUGUUUCUCUUAGUUUCCGAUCUUUUUUGUCUUUGUAGCUGGCUGGUCAGUGGAAAAACAUGUUGAAUGAAUCCUUUACCCAGCACAUGGACGCCAUCAAGUCUUGUUCGACGAAGCAGCAGUGCUCUGUCAAGGUUUAUUUGCGUGAUAUUCUUCUCCCUUACGUUAACCUGCGAUCAGGCGAUUUUUUUUAUGGGGGGUGGGGGGGAUACAUAGUAUUACAUAUAGUUUUUUUUUUCCUCCCCGCGCAAAAAAAAACAAAACAAAAAAUCGCCUGAUCGCAGGUUACCCUUACGUUUUCCUGGAUUUUCUCGCUUCUGUUUAUGCUUCUCUUCUUCGUUUUUCAACAUUUCAUCUCGUUGCUCAAAUGAGAUUCUCUAUGUUGAGUCAAAUCACAAACUGGGGGGACAAACACGAACUUUACUAGGCGCGAGUCUUUACUUACUUGUUUUCUGAAUUUACUGUAAAUGGGAAAUUAGGCAAAUGUGACAACUAAUAACCCUGUCGAUACGAGGAAAAAUGUUUGUAAAAUGUUUUUUCAUUCGCUGGCUUACACACCGCGGCCACAGGGGCAACCUUUCAAACUGGCUACAUAAAAACUGGCACCACUUCCUCUGCAGCUUUUGCUCUACUUACGAUUUAGUCACUGAAAUGUAUCCGUCGCCAGUUAAAAGAAAAUUGUUUGUAUAGGUAUGUAGAGAAGAAGUUCAACAACACCUGACUGACGUGCAGCAUGCACUUAAUUGCCAUGGUAACACUCUAGAUGAAAUGGCGGCAACUCAAGAGACACAACUUACCAACCAAUCAGAAGCUGUCAGCGCAUGGGCAUGUGACCAAAGCAAACGUAUGGAGCAAGUUGAUACCAGAGUCAACACGUUUUUGGUGGAUGAACUUAAAGACGACCUUCCUACGGGUUUGUUUUACUUUUAUUAGCCUUGUGAAGAAUCAAGGAAAAUGACUGAAAAAAGACAGGGACCAACCAAUCAGGGACUGGGGGGGGCUUGCUUGUUUUUUUUUGGUUUGUUUGUUUGUUUUUCGGUUUUCGUCCCCUCCAAUAAUAUUGCAUUUCUAGAAUCGUGGAAGUGAACAGUGUUCUAUGAGGGACAUAGCCACAUCGUGCCCAUCCCUUGUGUUCCCUCGUGCUUCUUAGCCUUAAGUUAACGACUGACAUAUUUUUACUCCAGGCUCCACGCCUCAGAGGUGCCCAUUCAACUUCCCCACGAAGCUUGUAAGAACUGAACCUCAUGACCAGCUAAGGCAAAGAUUCUCAGCCAGUUAUGAGAUGCCAUUUUCACCGGAGCCUGUACCUAUCAAGGUAUGUGUAUCUUUUAAUUUUCUGUUGUAAAAGAUAACGGCUCCGUAAAAUCCUUCCCCGUCCAGACAUUUCAGCUGGCCAUUUUGAGCAAUUUUCUAAUUUCACCGUUUUCUCUCACCCGGCAAAAGUGCUACCGUGGUCACUGGUUUCGUAUCUUCUGAGAGACACACUGCGGAAGCUAAUUUGAUAGAUGGCAGGGAUAAAGAAUAUAAACCCACAAAAGGCGUUGCUUGUGAAUGACCAAAGCGACAUUAUGCAUUUACCAUUUGUUUGGCAAAAAGCAGGUUGGUAAGAAAAGAGUCUUGCCAUUCAUUUUAAACCGAAAAUAUUGUGGUUGUCGCGAAAAGCGUGUCUAAAUACGCCUUUAUGAAAACUACAAUAAUAUACUUCGUUGUCCCUCCAAAAUUUUGCAUAAGCAUUGUUUUUAAUCUCUCUUGGGACAUACAAUCAUCCAACAGAAGGGACAAGAAAUAGUAUUAUGGUAUUUUUGAAAAAAAGGCGUAUGGACAAACCAUAGGCAUCAAAUAAAACAUCAAAUGAGACGACACAUGUUUACCAUUUCAAAGGCCAAAUACUGGUCAGAAUAGAAACAUCCUCACCAUUUAUUUUCAACUUAAAAUAUUGUGACUGCCUCGAAAAGCGGGUCCAAAUAGACCUGCCACAGGCAACGAAUGAGCGAAGUUAAACUUUGCGGUAACAAAAAUACCCCUAAGAAAUUUUGCAAGGGCGGAAUGUCAGGACACCAGCACUUAUUUAUCAUUUUCCUCUGCAGAGUGUUUCAAGUGAAGAAGGAGUUCCAGUAUUUGAUUUGAGCCGUGGUAGCACUCGUAGCACCGUUAGUUCUGAUAAUGGCGUGUACCCGCUACAUGCAAGUGAGAGCGAUGCUCUUGUUCCUGAUUAUGACAGUCUUGAGGAAGGCGAAUCUGCGGCAGAUGAACCGGUGUUUGUUGAACCUCGGGUAAGAAUAACUCCGCUUCAUCUAUUUACUUGAUUAUCAAAAGAUUUUUUUGUGAUUACUCUAGUGGUUCAUUGCCAUGCUUUGUGAUUUUCCAUUUUACGCACCAUUUUAUGCGCCAUUAUUUUAUGCUCCAACUUGCUCUCCUUUUCCCGCGCCUCGCUUGACACCAGUUACCUAUAAUUCGAGUUGUGACUGGUUCAUUUUGAAUGUCCGCGUUUCAUUUAAGGUCACAGUUAACUAGUUUGGUUUUUGUAUUGAAAAAAAACAGUGCCAAAAACGGCGGUUUUCAUUAUCAUGAACACUAUACGUGACAGUUCGAAGCAAAAGUUCAACCCAUGAAUGAGUUAAAAAGGCCUGCUAAACAAAAAAUUGAAGGGGAGAAUUCGCUCACUUCUUGUUUUUAUUUUUUUGCCAGCCUGUUACAGCUGCAGCCCGCGGUAAAGGCGUGUCAGCGAACACACCCAAAGAUAAAGAGAAUAGAGAGAGACCGCUGACUAAAGCUUCCAGUAUUCCUAACCUUGCAGUCAGCAGCAAGAUUCCAUUAGUAAAUAGAUCCCAAACGCCAGUGGAACGAGUAAAGCGUCCUUUGAAAGCAAUGAACACAUAGUAAAUGAACUGGAACUUCGUGCUUUUGCUUAUCAGACCUAGAUGUAUAUAUAACAGUAACGAAAAUGUUGAUAUGUGUUCAUGUUCAUCGGAUUCGUCGAGCUUUUUAUUUCGUGGGGUGGUCGUUGAUCAAAGCUGUGUUCAUUAACUGUACAAGAAUGGAUGAUAUUUAAAUAAGGUCUUUAAUUAACGUUAUGGCUGCUUUUUACCGGUGGAACAUACGCGGGUAUGAAAGCAAAAUGUAAAACUAUUUACGCGACUGUGGUAGUUAGAUGCCCUAGUCUGGUAACAAAUGAAUGUGAAGAACUGAAGUGAGGAAGGACCGUAGAAUCUGUUUAUUGUUUCUGUUAGUUUGAUAAGGUAACACCUUGUACCUAGAACAAUUCUGGGAUCAUCUAUUGUGAUAAAAAUAACUUGCUAUGUCGUGAUUUACAAAUGUUGGAACCACGUUUAAUUACACACUAUGUGCGGAGAGUACUGCAAUAUGCAAAGUAAUCCUGGUUCAUGUGAAUAGGGAGAUAUGCAAAGGUCGCUAGUUAUAUAAAAAAAAGUUGCCAGGUUUUUCUUUUUUGAAAGCCUGAUGAGGAGGUUAAAGACGAAUUUACCGUAAAAAAGGGUGAACUACUGGUGGUUAUAGAAGUUAAGUCUAUGAAUAGGAGGUACUAUGCAUUUUUAACGCCAGCAGAAGCUACGAUCUGAUUUUUUUUACGGCUGACCUUGCUAAUUGUCACAGUGGUUAGUUGUAGCUUUCCUAGUGAAAUGUCCCAUUUUUGCCCUUGGAAGAUCUCGCUUGUGCACCAAAAUAGUUGCCUUGUCGGUAGGAAUUUCUCCAGUCGGUAAAGCGCGAGAAAAUAGGCAGCAAACAACAACAAUUAGUUGAGAGCGAGAAAGGGAAGGAUCGAAAUUUUCACUAGCGCAAUUCGCUGCAGACCCCUCAGAUCAAUUAGUUUGCUGGCUAUAAUCACUAGCCUGAGAGUACAGCUGUAUUCGCAGGCUGUACAAUCACAUGCGAUAUUUUUUUAUAGUUAAGUGAUAACUUGUGCAUAACCAACAGCGAAAUUCUAAUAAAUCAC